AUGAAGACAGAUUCUGGUAUAAACAGGCUCCAGAGUUGUACUAGUGGUGGCAGUUACAAAUACGAAGUCCCACAAAGAUUUCCAACCCAAUCUUUCCCAAUCUCACUCACUGCCACUCACCAACCUUCUCACCAACUCUCCUCUUUCUUCUUCGGUUGUUGGUACAGUACUACUUCUACUCCCGCUUCCUCCGCUGCCGCAGCACUUGCAUACCCUUUCGUCGUCGCCGUAGCCAAAAUGUCGCAAGAAGGUGGUGAGAUUGGAUCGAGGAAACCUGUUACCAGUCCUUUCGAUGAGGCCAUGGAGGCAUUGUCUUCUUUAAUUACCAAGCGGAGUCGAGCUGAUAAGAGUAAUAAGGGAGACCGGUUCGACAUCCUUUUUGAUUACAUUAAGAUUCUAGAACUAGAAGAACCGAUAAAGCAGAUGAAGAUUAUACAUGUGGCUGGCACUAAAGGAAAGGGCUCAACUUGCACUUUUACCGAGUCUAUAUUACGUAAUUGUGGCUUCCAUACUGGACUUUUCACUUCACCGCACCUCAUUGAUGUUCGAGAAAGAUUUAGACUGGAUGGGGCGGACAUCUCCGAAGAGAAGUUUUUGGCCUAUUUUUGGUGGUGUUGGGAUAAAUUGAAGGAAUAUGUCAGUGAGGAGCUUCCAAUGCCCACCUAUUUCCGUUUCUUAGCCUUACUUGCAUUCAAGAUUUUCGCAGCAGAGCAGGUAGAUGUGGCCAUCUUGGAGGUUGGAUUGGGUGGAAGAUUUGAUGCCACCAAUGUGAUUGAAUCACCUGUGGUUUGUGGUAUAACUUCGCUUGGAUAUGAUCACAUGGAAAUUCUUGGUAAUACUCUGGGGCAAAUUGCUGGGGAAAAGGCUGGAAUAUUUAAGCGUGGAGUGCCAGCUUUUACAGUUCCACAGCCAAAUGAAGCCAUGCGUGUACUUGAAGGCCGGGCCUCUGAGUUGGAUAUACCUCUUCAAGUUACGACAACUUUAGAUCCUACAUUGCUAAAUGGUUUAAAUCUGGGACUUGAGGGAGAGCACCAAUUUGUAAAUGCUGGUCUUGCUGUUGCAUUGUGCUCUACAUGGCUUGAGAGGACGGGCAAUGCUGUAGUGGAUUACCUAAAAGAUGCUAAACAGACCUCUUUGCCCGAACAAUUUCUCAGAGGACUAACAACUGCUUCAAUGCAAGGACGUGCCCAAAUAGUCCCCGACCAUGUAGUUGAGAGUGGAAUUUCAGGGGAUCUAGUGUACUACCUUGAUGGUGCUCACAGUCCCGAGAGCAUGGAUGUGUGCGCCAAAUGGUUUUCUACUGCCAUUAAGGAAGAUCAUGAACCAAAGGACGGAGUGCAUACAAAGUCAAUUGCCUCGCAUCAUGUUCAGAAUGGCUAUCAGAAUGGUUCUAGAAAGAAUUCAAUGCAGAUUCUAUUGUUCAAUUGUAUGUCAGUUAGGGAUCCCCAAUUGCUUCUCCCACGUCUGACAAAUGCCUGCACUAGUCAUGGAGUUCACUUUGACAAGGCACUCUUUGUCCCUAAUACCUCGGUAUAUUACAAGGUGGGAACCGGUUCUGUACUACCAACUGAUGCUAACGUUGAUCUUUCAUGGCAAUUAAAUCUACAAAAAUUAUGGGAAAACCUCAAUCAUGGUGAAAAAGAGAGAGAAGUGAAGAGCACAGAUACAAGUUUUGAAGAAGAUGUUGAUAAAAAGAGUGUUCAAUUUUCUGAGCGCAGCUCUGUGUUUCCUUCAAUUCCACACGCAAUUAGUUGGCUGAGGGAAUGCGUUAGAAAAAACAAGUCUUUGCGUCUUCAGGUCUUGGUUACCGGCUCUUUACAUCUUGUGGGCGACGUGUUGAGGCUAGUGAAAUAGUAUUUGGAGCAGGGCUGUAUAUUGAAACAGUGAAUGACUUUCAUGAUAUAAUCUACGAAUCUUCCACUUGUUUGAGCUGUUAGGUUUCAGCUUGCAAGAUGAUGUUGAAUGUUUGUUUUUGAAUCGAAAGAAGGCUCCAAAUGGUGAAGUGAAAAAUUGGCAGUUUCUUUCUACUGUUGGCUAACCAUGACGGCUCACUGUGUGCAGUUUCACAAAUAGGGGACACAACAAAGCGGUGCUUUCCGACACAUUGUAUGGAUAUUUUAUUCUUUUUCCCUAUUCUUUAUAAUAAGUAUCUCCUCUACAUUGAGAUCACGCAUGUCCAAUGGCGUUGUAACUCUUUAGUUUAAUGCUUAAUAUGUUUUAAUUUGUAAUAUUUAUCCCUUCUGGAUCAAGUAAAGCAUGGUUGAGAAGCAAGUUAAUGAUAUUUGGGUCUGGAUUCUACCUGCACUAGUCUAGUAUUGUAUAUUCCUUUUGUCCCAUAAUUAUUGUUUAUAUUUGGUUUUCAUUUUUAUUUGAAAUUGUAUUAAAAGUGAAAUCUCAAACUGAACAAUAAUUUUGGGACAGAGAGAGUAUUUCAUUUCAUA
This is a messenger RNA of Oldenlandia corymbosa var. corymbosa, 2441 nucleotides long. Lineage: Eukaryota; Viridiplantae; Streptophyta; Magnoliopsida; Gentianales; Rubiaceae. The record is from the annotation of a GenBank genome assembly.